Molecule: messenger RNA, 1881 nt
Organism: Pseudonaja textilis
Lineage: Eukaryota; Metazoa; Chordata; Lepidosauria; Squamata; Elapidae
Source: RefSeq, a predicted model, not a curated record
ACAGUUACUAAACCACUGAACAAAGUCCAGGCAGUAGGAAAAAGUAAAAGUUCAGGGGAAAGGAUGGCUCCGUUAGCUCGUAGCGUAUUGGUGACCGGUUCCAAUCGGGGAAUCGGACUUGAACUGAUCCAACAACUGGUGAAGAUGGCUGAGCCUCCAGAACAUAUCUUUGCAACUUGCCGGACCCCAACUGGAUCUCCAGGGAAGAUCUUGAAUGAUCUCGCUAGCAAGCAUUCCAACAUUCACAUCAUCCAACUGGAGGUGGAGGAUCAAUCCAGUGUGAAGGCAGCUGCUUCGGCGGUUGAGUUGCUUCUACAUGGUAAAGGCUUAAACCUGCUGAUCAAUAAUGCCGGUGUGAACUCCUAUGCCACUCUGGAAACUGUGGAGCAGCAAGAGAUGCUGUCUGCUUUCAACACCAAUGUGGUAGGGCCCAUCCUUGUGGUUAAGGAAUUUCUACCUCUGCUGAAGAAAGCAGCUCGAGAGGCAGCUAUAGAGGAGAUGAGCUGCCAGAGGGCAGCCAUCAUAAAUAUAACCUCCAAGUUGGCCUCCAUUGAAAGGGGCUUUGAAGUCAUGAAGGCACCGAUGUACCCUUAUCGUGCAAGCAAGGCUGCUUUGAACAUGGUGACGGUCUGCUUCGCUUUGGAACUAAAAGAGGAAGGGAUCUUGUGUAGUCUAAUCCAUCCCGGCUGGGUGAAAACAGACAUGGGAACACAGCAGGCUCCUGUGACUGUGCAGAACAGUGUGCGAGGCAUCCUCAAUGUGCUGGCGAAUUUAUCAUCAGCCUCCAAUGGGGCCUUUCUCGACUGGGAAGGCAACACACUCCCUUGGUGAGAUAUGCUUGUCCUAUCCACCAAGAAAAAAAAAGGUGUUGGGUAUAUUGAUCUUUUUUAAAAUUGUAUUUUUGUAGCACUGUUGUGUUUUUUGUGUUUGUAUCAUGUAUGGUUUAUAAUGCAUUUGCUGUAAGUUACCAGGGUAGUUCUGAUUUUGAUGGUAUAGAAAUAUGUUUAAUCAACCAACCAACCAACUAACCAUCCAACCAACCAACCAACUAUUCAACCAACCAACUGUCCAACCACCAACCAAUCAAUCAAGAUGGAAAUUUUCACUAGGGAGUGACCUCCAACUUUUAACUUGUUUGUAUUGUAGAUAAAGUCCUUGGCUGGAAUAAAUUUCAAUUCUAAAUUAGUUGUGGGUUUGUCAUCCAUAAAUUUGACUUACCUCUGCUGGAAAUAAUGCAACAUAAAGUAUUCUCCAGCUCUUUUCUGUGAUUCUUAGUUGCUAUAUUGUUAUUAUACUUGGUUGCAUAGUCUGCCAAAUGUUUAGACUGGAUUUGGCAUUUUUGUCUACCUAUCAAGCCUUUCUCAAGGACUUGAGAUCGGCAAAUGUUGUUGUUUGAUGAUGUUAGAGGUUGCCAUGGGAUGUAAGUAAGUAAAACUGCCUUUGCAAUUGACAGAUGAUUUUGUCAAUGUUGAUGGUGUUCAAGUGAUGUUCCAGAUGUUUUGGAACUGAACCCAAGGCACCACCACUAUUGUUACUAUUAUUAUAAUCAUGAUUGGUCACACAACCAGUCAGAUGUUUCGACUGGGUUUGACAAUUUUAUCUACCAAUUGCAUUGGUUCUGCAGUCAGCCAGAUGUUUAGAUUGAGUUCAGUUGUUUUUAUCACACAGCAAGUUAUUAUUAUUAUUAGGCUUAUUUUGGUUUUCUUUUGUGAAGCACCCAUCUAAAGUCUAAGUCAUCCAUACAUGACUCCAGUUGCUUAAACUACCUGCUGUUCAACAGUUAGGCCAGGAAGUCAUAUUUUAAGACUUUAAAUAUUAAAACAUGGAUGUGUGACCAAGUAUUUAUUGUCUAUAGAUAUAUGGCGGUGAGGGAAUAGAUUC